AUGCACGGCGUAACACUCGCCCCGAAGAUUUCGGGUAAACACAACCCCGACAGCCAGAAUGAGGCUCAUAUCGAGAACCUCACGGGCGCUCUUCCAGGUUUGAAAGAGCAGGAUGCUGUCGCCGUAGCUCAGGCUGGAGGCUGGGAGAUUGACGCUCUCAUCGACAGCAUGGAGCGUGAGCUUGAGGCUGCUGGUGGAAUGAAGAAGGGCAUCUUUGACCUCGAGUUCACGAACACAAAAUACUUCACAUGGCUCAUCGUUGCCUUCGCCUCUAUGGGUGGUCUUCUGUCCGGCCUUGACCAGUCCCUGAUUUCCGGUGCCAACCUUUUCCUGCCUGGUGAUCUCGGCCUCACCACGAGACAAAACAGCUUGGUCAACUCUGCUAUGCCCCUCGGUGCCGUCGGUGGUGCCAUCAUCCUCAGUCCCUGCAACGAGUACUUUGGAAGAAAAAUGUCCAUCAUUAUCUCUUGUGUUCUCUACACAAUUGGUGGUGCCCUCUGCGCUGGUGCUAUGAACUUUGGUAUGAUUGUCUCUGCUCGUGUCAUUCUUGGCAUGGGAGUCGGUCUCGAGGGUGGUACAGUUCCCGUAUAUGUCGCAGAAACGGCCGAGCGCCGAAUUCGUGGUAACGUCGUGUCGCUUUACCAGCUGAACAUUGCGUUAGGCGAAGUUCUUGGCUACGCCGUUGCGGCCAUCUUCCUCCAUGUCCCUGGCAACUGGCGCUGGAUCCUGGGCUCUUCUCUUCUCUUCUCCACAAUCAUGUUCAUCGGCAUGCUCUUCCUGCCCGAGUCGCCCAGAUAUCUGAUGCACAAGGGCAAGACGCUCGAAGCUUACAAGGUCUGGAAGCGUAUUCGCGGCACCACGACGCCCGAGGCGAAAGAGGAGUUCUUCGUCAUGAAGGUAUCUGUUGUGGACGAGAAGCAGGUUGUUGCUGAGGGAGCUAAGAACAAGCGCUUCCCCUGGAUGGACUUCUUCACCGUCCCAAGAGCCCGCCGUGCCCUCAUCUACGCCAACAUUAUGAUUCUCCUCGGUCAACUCACAGGUGUCAACGCCAUCAUGUAUUACAUGAGUAUCCUGAUGCAGCAGAUUGGCUUCAACGACGAGAAGGCCACUUACAUGUCCCUCGUCGGUGGCGGUUCCCUGCUUAUUGGCACUAUUCCUGCAUGCUUCUACAUGGAAAAGUUCGGUCGCCGCUUCUGGGCCAACACCAUGCUUCCCGGCUUCUUUGUCGGCCUCAUCAUCAUCGGCGCCAGUUACCAGAUUCCCACUACGACUAACACUACCGGUGCCGUCGCCUGCUACCUCGUCGGUCUUGCUCUUUACAUGGGCUUCUUCGGCUGCUACGCCUGUCUCACUUGGGUUGUCCCCUCCGAAGUCUAUCCCACAUACCUCCGUUCUUAUGGCAUGACCACCUCUUCUGGUCUGCUAUUCCUUUCUUCCUUCAUCGUCACCUACAACUUCUCUGCUAUGCAGGAAGCUAUGACCCGCACCGGUCUUACGCUGGGCUUCUACGGUGGCAUCGCCGUUCUGGGUUGGUUUUACCAAUUACUCUUUAUGCCCGAAACUAAGAACCUUUCUCUUGAAGAAAUCGAUUUGCUCUUCGAGAAGCCCACCCGGGAAAUUGUUGCGGAGAAUAUGAAGAAUACUGUUCAGAGUUUCGGCAACUUCUUUAUGGGUCGCUGGGGAAGCAACGCCCCUGGCCCAGAACUCGAGAUUGAUGAGAAGAAUGAUAAGGAUAUCAAGGUUUAA
Molecule: messenger RNA, 1746 nt
Organism: Colletotrichum truncatum
Lineage: Eukaryota; Fungi; Ascomycota; Sordariomycetes; Glomerellales; Glomerellaceae
Product: sugar transporter
Biological process (GO): transmembrane transport
Cellular component (GO): membrane
Molecular function (GO): transmembrane transporter activity
Source: RefSeq, a predicted model, not a curated record